This is a messenger RNA of Elephantulus edwardii (Cape elephant shrew), 4431 nucleotides long. It is a transcript of the gene KCNQ5, whose product is annotated as potassium voltage-gated channel, KQT-like subfamily, member 5. Lineage: Eukaryota; Metazoa; Chordata; Mammalia; Macroscelidea; Macroscelididae. Gene Ontology annotation, molecular function: voltage-gated potassium channel activity. Gene Ontology annotation, biological process: potassium ion transport; transmembrane transport. The transcript is spliced from 15 exons. Gene Ontology annotation, cellular component: membrane. The coding region runs from base 311 to 3157 and encodes 948 amino acids. The record is from RefSeq and is a predicted model, not a curated record.
CCUGGGGCACCUAGAGGAGGAGGGAGUGGUAGUCUCGGGAAUAAGAGGGAGCAGAAGAAAAACCUCGCGAAGUGACUCCUCAAACAGGUCCGCAUUUUGAAGUCGAAGCUGAAGACUGCUCGGCAUUGGGACGCUUCUCCUUCUUCCGCGCGCCCCCUGCCCCCGCGCCCAGGCCGCCCGCCCCCGUUGGGGAGGUCGCGAGCCGGUGGCGCCCCGUCGGCUGCUGGCUUCCUCCUCUCAGCUCGGCGGCGCAUGAGGCCGCUGCCCCCGCCGUAGGCGCUGGCGCCCCCCUCGCGGUGCCGGUGAUGCCAUGCCCCGCCACCACGCGGGAGGAGAGGAGGGCGGCGCCGCCGGGCUCUGGGUGAAGAGCGGCGCGGCGGCGGCGGCCGGGGGGCCGCUGGGUAGCGGCAUGAAGGAUGUGGAGUCGGGCCGGGGCAGGGUGCUGCUGAACUCGGCGGCCGCCAGGGGCGACGGCCUGCUGCUCCUGGGUACCCGCGCGGCCGCGCCCGGCGGCGGCGGCGGCCUGCGAGAGAACCGGCGGGGCAAGCAGGGGGCCCGGAUGAGCCUGCUGGGGAAGCCGCUGUCCUACACCAGUAGCCAGAGCUGCCGGCGCAACGUCAAGUACCGGCGGGUGCAGAAUUAUCUCUACAACGUGCUGGAGAGACCCCGAGGCUGGGCGUUCAUCUAUCACGCGUUCGUUUUUCUCCUCGUCUUUGGUUGCUUGAUUUUGUCAGUGUUUUCUACCAUCCCUGAGCACACAAAACUGGCAUCAAGUUGCCUCUUGAUUCUGGAGUUCGUGAUGAUUGUUGUCUUUGGUUUGGAAUUCAUUAUUCGCAUCUGGUCUGCUGGUUGCUGUUGUCGGUACAGAGGAUGGCAAGGAAGAUUGAGAUUUGCCCGGAAACCUUUCUGUGUAAUAGAUACUAUUGUUCUGAUCGCUUCAAUUGCAGUCGUUUCUGCAAAAACUCAGGGUAAUAUUUUUGCCACAUCUGCGCUCAGAAGUCUCCGCUUCCUGCAGAUCCUCCGUAUGGUGCGCAUGGACCGAAGAGGGGGCACUUGGAAGUUACUGGGUUCAGUAGUCUAUGCUCACAGCAAGGAAUUAAUCACAGCUUGGUACAUCGGAUUUUUAGUUCUUAUUUUUUCAUCUUUCCUUGUUUACCUGGUGGAAAAGGAUGCCAAUAAAGAGUUUUCUACAUAUGCAGAUGCUCUGUGGUGGGGCACAAUUACACUGACAACGAUUGGCUAUGGAGACAAAACUCCCCUCACUUGGUUGGGAAGAUUGCUCUCUGCAGGCUUUGCACUCCUGGGCAUUUCCUUCUUUGCACUUCCUGCUGGCAUCCUUGGCUCAGGUUUUGCAUUAAAAGUACAAGAACAACACCGCCAGAAACAUUUUGAGAAAAGAAGGAACCCAGCUGCCAACCUCAUUCAGUGCGUUUGGCGUAGUUACGCAGCUGAUGAGAAAUCUGUUUCCAUUGCCACCUGGAAACCACACUUGAAGGCCUUGCACACCUGCAGCCCUACCAAGAAGGAACAAGGGGAAGCAUCGAGCAGUAAGUUCUGUAGUAAUAAGCAGAAGUUCUUCAGAGUGUACACUUCACGGAAGCAGAGUCAGAAGCUAAGUUUUAAGGAGCGAGUGCGCAUGGCUAGCCCGCGAGGCCAGAGCAUUAAGAGCCGACAAGCUUCUGUUGGUGACAGGAGGUCCCCCAGCACCGACAUCACCGCCGAGGGCAGCCCCACCAAAGUGCAAAAGAGCUGGAGCUUCAACGAUCGAACCCGCUUCCGGCCCUCACUGCGCCUCAAAAGUUCUCAGCCGAAGCCGGUGAUCGACGCUGACACAGCCCUUGGCACUGAUGAUGUAUAUGAUGAGAAAGGAUGCCAGUGUGAUGUAUCAGUAGAAGACCUCACUCCGCCACUUAAAACUGUUAUUCGAGCCAUCAGAAUUAUGAAAUUUCAUGUUGCAAAGCGGAAGUUUAAAGAAACAUUACGCCCAUAUGAUGUAAAAGAUGUCAUUGAACAGUAUUCUGCAGGCCAUCUGGACAUGCUGUGUAGAAUUAAAAGCCUUCAAACACGUGUCGAUCAAAUUCUUGGAAAAGGGCAAAUCACAUCAGACAAGAAGAGCCGAGACAAAAUAACCGCAGAGCAUGAAACCACUGAUGACCUCAGCAUGCUUGGCCGAGUGGUCAAGGUGGAAAAACAGGUACAGUCCAUUGAGUCCAAACUGGACUGCCUGCUGGACAUAUAUCAGCAGGUCCUCCGGAAAGGCUCUGCCUCAGCCCUCACUUUGGCCUCCUUCCAGAUCCCACCUUUUGAAUGUGAACAGACAUCUGACUAUCAGAGCCCUGUGGAUAGCAAAGACCUAUCCAGUUCCACACAAAACAGUGGCUGCUUAUCUAGAUCAGCCAGUGCCAACAUCUCGAGGGGCCUGCAGUUCAUCCUGACACCAAAUGAGUUCAGCACUCAGACCUUCUAUGCGCUUAGCCCUACUAUGCACAGUCAAGCCACACAGGUGCCAGUGAGUCAAAGUGAUGGCUCCUCCAUGGUGGCCAACAACAACAUUGCAAACCAAAUAAAUGUGGCACCCAAGCCAGCAGCCCCAACAACUUUACAGAUUCCACCUCCUCUCCCAGCCAUCAAGCAUCUGCCCAGGCCAGAACCCCUGCACUCGAACCCCACAGGAUUACAGGAAAGCUUACAAGACGUCACCACCUGCCUUGUUGCCUCCAAGGACAGUGUUCAGGUUGCACAGUCCAAUCUGACCAAGGACCGUUCUCUGAGGAAAAGCUUUGACAUGGGAGGAGAAACUCUACUGUCUGUCCAUCCCAUGGUGCCAAAGGAUUUGGGUAAAUCCUUGUCUGUGCAAAACCUGAUCAGGUCAUCAGAGGAACUGAAUAUACAGCUUUCAGGGAGCGAGUCAAGUGGCUCCAGAGGCAGCCAAGAUUUCUACCCCAAAUGGAGGGAGUCCAAAUUGUUUAUAACUGAUGAAGAGGUGGGUCCCGAGGAGGCUGAGACAGACACUUUUGAUGCUGCGCUGCAGCCUGCCAGGGAAGCUGCUUUGGCUUCAGACUCUCUUAGGACUGGAAGAUCACGAUCAUCUCAAAGCAUUUGUAAGGCGGGAGAAAGUACAGAUGCCCUCAGCUUGCCUCAUGUCAAACUGAAAUAAGUUCUCUGUUUUCUUUCUAGACAUAGCAGUUCCUUUAGCCAUACAUAUCAUUGCAUGAUCUAUUUUGAAAGCCCUUCUAAAAAGCUGACACUGCAAAAAUCAGGGGAGAACGUGAAAGACUGUGUAAAAGCCUGUUAUCUUUUAAUUGCAUGAAAAUGCAUGUUUAAGGGUGGCUGAAUUCCAAGGUACAUCCACAUUAACCUACUCAUUUAGCAACGUACCUUGAGUUUUAAAAAAAAAUCCAAGAAACCGAACACUGCUGAUGCUAAGGAGGGUAUGAAAAUGCCAAGAUGAGGUCGUUUAAAAGAUUUGACACUGUGUUUGGAAAAUCUGGAUGUCAGUGUCUUCAAAGCAUUUCUGCUUUGUGGUUAACUACAAAAAAGAUUUUCAAAAUUAGGCCAUAAUGUCAGUUAAAAUGUGAUGGCUAUCAGCAGCUGCUAGCAAGGUACCAAGCAAAGCAGAAUUCAGGAGUAACAGAAAUGGCUGCAUAUUUCAAGAUCUAUUUGGCAACUCCUUUCUAUUCAGUCGUUUUAUCAUUAAUGUGAUUUGAAUGUCAAUUUGUGUGCUUUUGGUGAUUCAGCGCUGUGGCAAGCCGUUUUGCACAUCAUUUUCAUAUUGUUCUUUAAGAUAAGGAUGUUCUUCAGUUAGAAAAUGUGCAGGUAAUGGUAUUCAGGGCCAGUGGGUCAAAUAAACAAUUUCACAUGUGUGACUUUAUAGUAACAUAGUCCCUGGUGGCUGGAUCAACUUUCUAAGUGGCCAACUUCUACACAAGUAGAUGAACCAUUGAUAAAUAAGCAGCCAGUACAGUUGGGCUGAUCCCUUAACCUCUCGGGUCUGGUGCCAAUCCCAGGGGGAUCUUGAGAAACUAUGCUCAUUAAGUUGACAUAUAGGACAGGAGCCUGGGAACUUUGAAUGGGACUGAGAUGGGAAAAGACUUGAGCAAUACAAAAACAACACCAGGAAUAAAAAAAUAAAUAAAUAUUGCUCCCCCUUCAUUGGCCAGUGAGGAAGAAGAAACAAACCCAAACAGAAGAAUGAAAUUUUUUUGAAGAUAAAUAUUGCUAGGAAAUCCAACUACCUAAUUAUCCCUUAUUCUUCUAUAAAACAUAGAAUUUUGAAAGCUAUUUAUUUUUAAUAUGCCCCUUGAAUGUCUUUUGCUAUUAUGUAGUACAUUUUGCAUAUGAAAGGGUAAAGGUAAAUGUUCUUUGUUUUUUUAUACUGUAGUGAACAUUUUCUAUUCUCCCCAAAACUGUUACCCCAAAUCUGAAAUUUCU